CCAUCUCGACCCCAUUUUUUCCACGGCCACAACAACAAUAACAAUGAUCAAGGACGACAAGUGGUAGCACAAAUCUCUCGCUCAAGCCAGCAAGACUUAGACGACCACACAUAGCUUCCACCAUGGCUGCCCUCACAGACCACACGCAACACCAACCAUCCACACAUAUAGUACAUGACUGGCCCGGGGGUACCUUUGGCCUCAAGUCUGGCGACAUGUCCUGGAUGGUCCUGGAUGGCAACUCCACUCAUAUGGACGCCUCUCUAUCUGCUACAGACGGCGGCUUCACCAUGGACCUUGGUCCCGAGAUGUACAAUAUGCCCUUGCAGCCACACGACGCAAUCCCCUUCGGCACCAUCAUCCCCUCACAAAUUUCGAACACGGCUCUUGACGACGUCCGCGUCGGGCAUACACUCGUGGCUAAUCAGCAACACAGCUCGGAGAUACCGCAGCUCGCCGGCACGAAACGCAGGGAUAGCGAGAUACACGUGCACAGCACAGGGUCGCCAGAUGCAACGGCAAGUUUCGCGUCACAGUCUACGCCGUCGGACACGACGGCUCUUCCGAGCAGCAACAAGAAGAAGAAGACGAUACGCGAGAAGAACCGAAUGGCUGCGACAAAGUAUCGCGACAAGACGAAAUGUGAAAUUACAGAGCUCGUGAAGACAGAGCAAUGGCUCUCCGAGAAGAACAGUGCCUUAAAGGCCCACGUCAAGUAUUUAUGCGAUGAGAUCCUCGCCCUCAAGACGGAGAUCCUGCGACAUGGCACUUGCGAGAGCCAGCUCAUCCAGGACUACAUCAUGGAGAGGGCUAUCGCCAUCAUUGGCAGUGGUUGGGGCGGCUUCACCCUCGCGCACGAGCUGUCGCUCGCCAAGUACGAUGUGACCGUGAUCUCGCCCAACCGCACUGUCCAGUAUACGCCGCUGCUUGCGAGUGCUGCGGCAGGCAUGUUCGACUUCAGACUCGCCGAGGAGCCAGUCCGCCGCAGCAGCCGCCUGCCUGGCCUGCAGUACUACAAGGCCACCGUCGAGGACAUCGACUUUGCCAAAAAGACCCUCCACUGCAUCCCAGCAGUCUCGGACAUUGCGGGCACCCGCCUCUCGUCCGACCCGCGCCGCCACGCCUUCACCCUCGCCUACGACGUCCUCGUCAUCGCGCCCGGGUGCACCGUGCAGACCUUCGGCACCCCGGGCGCCGUCGAGCACGCGCACUUCCUCCGCACGACCGACGACGCGCGGCAGAUCCAGCAGCGCCUGCUCGAGAUGCUCGACGCGGCGUCCACGCCGGGGCUCGCGCGCGCCCAGCAGCGCGACAUGCUGCGCGUCGUGGUCGUCGGCGGCGGGGCCAUCGGCAUCGAGGCCACGGCCGAGCUCAUCGAGGUCCACGACGUGGCGCCCGAGAUCCUGGGCACGUUUGACGACCGGCUCGGCGAGUACGCGCUGCGCAAGCUGCAGAACCGCGGGGUGCGCAUCAGGACGGGGAGCCACAUCACCAGGGUCGAGGACGGGGCGGUCUACACCAAGGAGCGAGGCGAGGGCAAGGAGCGAGGCGAGGGCAAGGAGCGAGGCGAGGGCAAGGAGCCCCUGGUGUACGAGAUGCUCAUCUGGGCCACGGGCAACGGGGUGAACCCGCUCGUCGACAAGAUGCAAGGUGUCGAGAAGACGGGCAAGCUGCAGCGUAUCGUGACGGACCGGAGACUUCGCGUCGCGGUGCAAAAGGCAGAGUACCUCGCCCGGCAGCUCAACGUGGCUACUGAAGGGCAGCAGCAGCAGCAGCAGCCCUCAGAGGCCUUUGCGUACCGGCAGAAGCCCAACCUGGCAUAUCUGGGCCAGCACGACGGCGUGAUUGGCGGGCAGGAGGAGUGGACGGGCCACUCUGCGUGGCUGGCGUGGCGGAGUGGCAGCAUCUUCCACUGGCCGCGGAGCUGGCAGCGGACCAUCAUGAUUGGCAUCAGCUGGAUGUUCAACGCCAUUGGGGGCCGGGACAUUGCACGGCGGUGGUAG
Microdochium trichocladiopsis is the source of this 2003-nucleotide messenger RNA. RefSeq lists its product as uncharacterized. Gene Ontology annotation, molecular function: NADH dehydrogenase activity; DNA-binding transcription factor activity. The record is from RefSeq and is a predicted model, not a curated record. NCBI's taxonomy places the organism in Eukaryota, Fungi, Ascomycota, Sordariomycetes, Xylariales, Microdochiaceae. Bases 123 to 2003 code for a protein of 626 amino acids. Gene Ontology annotation, biological process: regulation of DNA-templated transcription. The transcript is spliced from 6 exons.